This is a messenger RNA of Hyaloperonospora brassicae, 1974 nucleotides long. NCBI's taxonomy places the organism in Eukaryota, Oomycota, Peronosporomycetes, Peronosporales, Peronosporaceae. The record is from the annotation of a GenBank genome assembly.
AUGACCACGCCGACACCUUCAGCUGCGAACGGGGCCACAGUGGCCGCUACGAUGGCCAAUAAGAACUCCCCGCACCUCCACUCGGUCGCCAGCAGUCUCCGCUCAUGCCUCGACGGAAUGUUGCCGGACAACCUGCGCAACGACGGUACGGCUUUUCAGCAACAUUUACUCCAGCAGAAGAGCCGACUGCAGACCGAAAAGAACUCGUGGCGAUUCGGACUUAACUACCUGUUCGAGACGCUCAAGCAACAUAAGGACUGGUACGCGCGCAACCAGCAGUUUGUGCAGCUGCGCAAAGACGUUCGGCGCUUUGAGACCCACGUGUCGACAGUGCGGACGAUUCUGGCCGAAAGCGUCAGUAAACUGGACCUCGAAGCAGGGCUGCGAGGGGCCGAGCUCGAAGGACGCGUUGGAGCUUACAAGAUCAUGUUUGAGGUGACCAAGAUCGUGUCGAGUCUGAGUCGCCCGCUGGUCAAGCUGCAGAUUCUCAAGCCCAAUGAAGCGUCGCUGUCUAUCUACUGCGACACGUUUGUGCUGGACAUUGUGCUGUCGGGUGGAGAAGGCGCUGUUGAGACUGCGUCGCUGACGACGGUCGAGAAAGACCAAUCUAGCCAGUUUCCGGACCGAGACGAAGACCUGCUCGCGUCACUGAAGCUACUGGCUAAUGGCGACAGCGCAAGCUUUACGGAGAAACUAAACCGGUUGAUCAAUCGCGCUGAACUAGCGGUGAAGUUUCCAACGAUGAACUUCGAGCAGCUCGAGCUUGAACUUUUCACCAAGGCCACUGAGGCGUGCAGCCAUCAGCAAUAUUGGACAGUCAAGCGCGCAGUGGAAGGCAUCCAAAUGUUGUUCAAAGACCCAUUUGCAUGUCUCCCUGUGGUUGAACCUCCACGUAAACGUGCGAAAACUGAUGACGAUACUCGGACGGGCGUCACGUCUGGUGCUACUGCUGGUUCCACAGAUGCGGCAGCAACUGACAGGAAUGAUCGGCCUGACGGAGAUCACGAUGACCUCAACAUAUCCGUGCACGCGGACGUUCUCUCUCCACUGGCGAACGGCGAAUGGUCCGGGAGUGUCAGCUUUAUUGAAUGGCGCGGUGCUGUGGCGCUGCACGUAGUUGCGGACGUUCCUCUCGUAAUGGCUGGCCCGCAGGCCCGAAAACUAGCGCUUGUAGCAAUGCGCAAGCAUGUUGACGUGACUGCAACCGCACCAAAAGACGUGCAUGAAGACGAAAGGCUUUUCAACGAGUUUGUAAGCUGGACGACUCCUGAUGGAAAGAAGCCCAUUUCUCCCAGGUUACACUUUGCACGAGACCACAGCAUAUGCUCGGUGUUUCCGUCACGGUGCUCGUUAGCGAUGCGUCAGGAGUACACCUUAACGACGAAAGAGAUAUCUGGCGGUCUCAAUCUGCACUCGUUCCCAAUCCCGUUAGUAAACGUCUCGAUCGAGACGCUAGCCAACGUGUUUGAGAUAUGCGGAAGAAGCUUGCUGUUUCACGCACUCUUGUUAUCUGCUUUCUGCUCAAGAUGCAACGUAUUCGGCCAACGCAUCUCGGCGGAAAACGAGGAUGCAGUGAACGCUCGAAUCAAAGUAGACGUCGCGGCGGCAGAGCGUAUUACAAUGAACACUGGGGAUCUUUUGGGUGCGGGCAGGCAAGUGCUGAUCGAGCUGAACACGAAACCCGAUUGCUCGUUGCAACUGAGCGUGAAGUGUCAGACAGAGACAACGCCUGCGCUUCCGCUGGAAAACGCUGUCACGCUGCAAAAGUUGGUCAACACGUGCCAUUCGAUUCCCUUGCUCACGUAUUAUGCGUUAAAGCGCGCAGUGCAAGCCAAGAAUGGUCCGUUGUCUGCUGCUGGUGUGGGCGCUAAUGGGGAGGACUGCGAUGGCAUUGCCGCGCUGGAAGGCGAUUUAUCGGUCGCUAUGAAGAUGGAGGGAGAGAGCAUGCUGCUAGAUGAGAUGGAUAUGUUUUAG